AUGAAAAAUCUAAACUCUCCUCAGUAUCGCAACAGCAUUACUCCUACAAAGUUUCGCAAAAGCAAAGUGUAUCAUCAAAUACCAUUAAAUCAUCUCAAAAUGGCAAACAAUUACAUCAAAGUUUACGACUAUGAAGGUACCAUCAUCCCCAGGAGGAUAGAAAAAUUAUACAAAUCAAUAACUGUCAACAACACCGAGAGCGAGGAUAAUCAACAUGAGUACAGAGAAAAGGAAAGUGCGAAAAAUGCGGGUGAUAACGAACAAUUAGUGCAAUUCAUAGGAUGGAACGGCAUAGAAACAGAGAAGAACAACUGUUUCAUAAAUGAAGAAAAAGUGAAUAACAACAGUGAAUCAAGUGAAAAUGAGAACGAAGGGUUAACGGCGUAUAGUGGAAUGGAACCCGAUUUUGAAAGUGACUACAGUGUUGAGUUCACAAAAGGAUACGACAGCGACAACUAUCUUCAAUGUGAACCAGCGGAAAAACGCAACAAGCCAGACGACCAACAGAAAGAAACGGAAGCGUGUAAAAACUGUCGGUUAAAAACGAUAGCAUCGAUUUCGGCGGCCCAAGCAGAAAAAAUUCAGCUACGAAGACAAGCCAUAAUAGACCUAGAAGACGGAAAACUUUCAUUAUCGAUGAUGGAAGCUCCACUAUGGGUAAUUAGAAAGUGCAUCCAAAAUAAGAUACAAGUACAACAAGGUUGGCGAAGACAAAAGAUGGCCACGUUUCUCAACGAGAGAUAUGAGGCAGAACAAACGCUUCUCCAUACAAGCGUAAGAAGAAGUAAGUACGACGUUACAGACCUCCUUCUAUCCUUCGGAGCGAACCCAGAAAUACUUUACCGCGGAAAGACAAUCGCUCAUACCGCAGUAGCUAUAAACGAUCUACUAUUACUACGAAUUCUAAAACACCACAACUGCGAAUUUACAGCCCGAAACGGUAAUGGAGAAACGCCAUUAAUGUUGGCAAUUGUAUACGAAAACCAAGAGUGCGCAAAGUUAAUAUGGUCGCCAACUAAUAUCAACAUUGACACACAUCAGGGCAAAACCGUUUUGCAUUAUCUAGCCGAGUAUGGUCUUGAAGACCUGGCUACCCAAAUUUGUGCAAAAAGAAUCAUCAACAUCAACCAACAAGAUGAUUCAGGUGACACUGCUUUAAAUGUAGAAGUAGGAUUCAAUCGAAUUGACAUGAUUGAAAUAUUACUGCUACAUGGAGCAGACGCACGGAUAAAAGACUCCCACGGACACACAGCACGAGCAAAACCAUGCAGUAAAAGAGUGCAAGCCAUUUUUGAAAAAUGGGAACAAAAUCAUAACGGUAAAUCCCUGCUUAAAACUAGAAGAAAAGAACACCAACAAUACAGCCGCGAGGGAAAUGAAAAAAACAUAAUCAACAUCGCCGAAAUACCGGGCAUAAAGAAAAGCAAGAACAAAAGGAAGAAAGAAAGAAGACGUUAUACCAACAACCUUAGUAAAACCACAUACAAUUCGUUUUCUUAA
Molecule: messenger RNA, 1500 nt
Organism: Daphnia carinata
Lineage: Eukaryota; Metazoa; Arthropoda; Branchiopoda; Diplostraca; Daphniidae
Exons: 1
Coding region: 1-1500 (499 amino acids)
Molecular function (GO): protein binding
Source: RefSeq, a predicted model, not a curated record